Kwoniella botswanensis is the source of this 1137-nucleotide messenger RNA. RefSeq lists its product as uncharacterized. NCBI's taxonomy places the organism in Eukaryota, Fungi, Basidiomycota, Tremellomycetes, Tremellales, Cryptococcaceae. The record is from RefSeq and is a predicted model, not a curated record. The coding region runs from base 1 to 1137 and encodes 378 amino acids. The transcript is spliced from 2 exons.
AUGCCGAACCAUUCCCAAAGCUCCUCCUCCUCGUCCUCCUCUUCACCAUCUACUUCCACCAAUCACCCCGAGCCCACACGUCCAUCGUCUUCCUCCACCCCACUACCUUCAUCCUCCGAUCACAGCACCGAUUCAAAUGAUAAUCCCUUCUCAUCGUCCAAAUUGUUCUCAUCGCUAUACAAUAACAACAUCAACAACAAAAGCGAUUUUUCCUCAUCCUCGUCAUCAUCGAACCCGAACCCGAACCCAUUACUACCAGGCAUAUCAAUCGACACCGCAUCAAUCUUAGCGUCGAAAUACGACCCAUCUCUGUCCUACUUCCAUUCUUCGUCUUCCCCUUCCCCAUCGGAGGAUGGCGGCAUAGUACAUAAGGAAAUACCUAGGAUACCCGAACGAUGCUUUUCAUUUUGUACGCAGACAGAUGGGGAUAGACCAUUAUGUAGGAUGUUCUGUAUAAGGAAGAGACCACCUGUCUUAUCGCAGAAAGAACAAUUACAAAGACUUAGACCACCCUCGGUUCAUCGUGCAGUCCCGUCUAUACCCGGUAAGAUCGGUCAUGAAGAUGAGACACCAUGGUAUAAAAAGCCAUUCGAAUCGCUCCGAAAAACCGUCACUCCCUAUUCGUUCAUCUAUAUCAAAGGUACACCGGAUGGAGUGAUAGGUAGGUAUAUGGAAGAGCUAGAAUGGGAUGAUGGAGAGUAUGAUUUUGGAAAUCUGUCGAGAUCCGUCGUCAAUGGUUCAAAUACUAUGAAGGGGAAGAAAAAGGAGGGUGAGGAGGGGAAAUAUGGUUGGACAUGGUUGGAUUGGGGUGAACAUGGAUCCCUACUCCAUCUCCCACUAACAACCCUCUUUUACCCCAUCCUCUCCAUUCCCAAUACCCUCUCCAACCUCCUCACACCGUCAUACAACCUAUUAAAACUGUACGAAAAAUCAUUCGUCGAUGGUGGACAGGCCCGAUCGCUGGAAAAGUUCACAGCGGAGAUACAGAGGGGAGGGGCGAUGGAGAUGUUAAAUAAGUUGAGUGAUUAUUGGGAGAAGAAGGUGAUUGAGACUAAAGAGAGGAGAGAGGAAAUGAUGAAGCAGCUUAAAGAGGAGAGAAGUAGGAGUGGGGAUGUUGAAAGUGGAAAGAAUGAGUAG